Molecule: messenger RNA, 532 nt
Organism: Camarhynchus parvulus
Lineage: Eukaryota; Metazoa; Chordata; Aves; Passeriformes; Thraupidae
Product: histone H3-like centromeric protein A
Exons: 4
Cellular component (GO): nucleosome
Molecular function (GO): structural constituent of chromatin; DNA binding; protein heterodimerization activity
Source: RefSeq, a predicted model, not a curated record
CACAGUUUAUGUCUUAGUAUCCUUGAUGAAUUCCACAGUGCCCCGAGAAAAUUCUGAUAUGAACAGUUACAAGCGAUCCCCAUCCAAUGCCUCCCCAGGGCACUGCCCAGGUCAGCAGGCAUUGCAGGAGAUCUGCAGGUACCAGAGCAGGUCCCUGCUGCUGCACCCCGGCCCCUUCGCCCACCUGGUGCGGGAGAUCUGCCUGCUCUUCACCCGCGGGGUCGAUUACCGCUGGCAGAGCAUGGCCUUGCUGGCGCUGCAGGAGGCAGCAGAGGCCUUCAUGGUGCGGCUGCUGGAAGAUGCCUACAUGUGCUCGCUGCACGCCCACCGAGUCACCCUGUUCCCCAAGGAUCUGCAGCUGGCCUGGCGCCUGCGGGGACCCGAGGGAGGGCAUCUGAAUGGGGACCCCCCAGAGCCCCUGCACAGACUCAACCACCCAGGCUCCUGUACCAAGACCCCCACCCUGGGGCUCUCUCUUGACAAUCUCACACCCCUAGUCUUACUGGGACCUCCUAUGAGACCAUCAUGCUGA